AUGAGUAAGCCAUCAUAUCGGAUUUUAAUUACAAGUCUCGAAGCGCUGGGACACAUUAAUGCAACAAUUGGAUUUGGUGAAAUGCUUUCUUCUCAUGGACAUGAAGUUAUUUUUGUUCAAAGACAAAAGUAUAAAGGUUUGGCUGAUAGUCGAGGAUUCAAAUUCAUACCAUUAGAUGAGGAGAUACUUGGAGCAGUGUUUGAAAACGCAGUCAGUGAUUGGGUUGACACUAAUAUGGAAACAUUCAGAGCCGAUCCUUUGACUCGAAUCAAAAAUAUGACUGAACAAGAUAAAAAGAACAUGGCUUUGAAUGAAGAAUCCUUUGUUAAACUAGAUUUAGCUUUAACCAAAGUGUUACACGAAAAUCCUGGUGCUUUUGAUGCCAUAGCCGCAGACGCCUGUGAUGUGGUCAAUUGUCUAUUCAACAGUGGAUUACCAGUUAUACCAUUAAUGUCAGGCAACCCCAAACUGUUGUAUAAAGGUGGACCACCAGCUGCCUCAGGUCUUUCCAUCAACGAUGACCCAAAAAUAUGGGAUGAAUUUGCCGAGAUAUAUCAAGAAGCAUUCAAAGAGAUGCAGAAUGUGUUCAACAAAUUAUUGAAAAAAGGUGGCCGUAAAGAGUAUUAUUACGGCAAUACCUGGGUUCUUCCUUUGAGACACUUUGGUUUUUACCAGUACCCUAGUGAUCUUGAUUACUCUGAAUGUGAACCUAAACAUGACGAGAAAUGGUUUCGAGUUGACAGUUAUGUUCGCUCAGCUGAUGAUACCAAUGAUUUUGAGUUACCUGAAAGUUUAAGUAAAAAGUCUGGAAAAUUAAUUUACUUGUCUUUGGGAACUUUAGGAUCAAACGAUUUACUCGUUAUGCGAAAGUUAAUCAAUGCAGCAUCCAAAUCUUCUCAUCGCUUCAUCAUCUCUAAAGGAUCUCGUGGUGAUCAACUUGAACUGGCAGACAACAUGUGUGGUGAAAAUUAUCUCAAUCAAAUCAAAGUUAUUCAAAUGGUUGAUCUAGUUAUAACACAUGGAGGCAACAACACUUUCAUGGAGACACUUUAUUAUGGCAAACCAAUGAUUGUUGUCCCAUACUUUUUUGAUCAAUUUGACAAUGCUCAACGAGUUGUUGAUAAGAAGAUUGGUUUCCGAGUCAAUCCUUAUGAUCUUGAUGAAGAUUAUUUUCUUGAUUGCAUUGAAAAGGCUUUGAGUGAUCAAGAAAUGCAAAAUCGAGUGAAAGCGAUCUCACAAAAUAUGAAAAACUCCAAGAGACAGUUGCAGGCUGUUAAAAUGAUUGAAAAUUUAAUAGAAGAGUUUAAAAGCAAAUAA
Molecule: messenger RNA, 1317 nt
Organism: Tetranychus urticae (two-spotted spider mite)
Lineage: Eukaryota; Metazoa; Arthropoda; Arachnida; Trombidiformes; Tetranychidae
Molecular function (GO): hexosyltransferase activity; UDP-glycosyltransferase activity
Source: RefSeq, marked provisional